Molecule: messenger RNA, 2953 nt
Organism: Rhodotorula graminis WP1
Lineage: Eukaryota; Fungi; Basidiomycota; Microbotryomycetes; Sporidiobolales; Sporidiobolaceae
Exons: 8
Coding region: 1-2760 (919 amino acids)
Biological process (GO): cytoskeleton organization; small GTPase-mediated signal transduction
Cellular component (GO): plasma membrane; cell division site; cytoplasm
Molecular function (GO): GTPase activator activity
Source: RefSeq, a predicted model, not a curated record
AUGGCAGACUCGCAGGUGACUGCUGCAGAGCAGCAGCCGGCCGCCCGUCCUACCCUGCCGCCCACGUUCAGCAACUCGUUCUGGUCCGCCGACUACCGCACCGGCUUCACUAGCCUGUACGACGCCCUCGACGCCUCCCUCAUCCAGUCGGACGAGCUCCUCGCCCAGGUCCGCCGCCGCAAGGACGCCGAGGAGUCGUUUGCCGACAGCCUGUUCCCGCCCGCGCUCAGGAGAGACGGCUUUGCGGCCGACGACGGCGGCUCGCUCCGCAUCGGCUUCGAGGCGCUCCUCACGCAGAGCGUCAACGAAGGGCGGGCUCGUCAAGCCCUCGCCGACGACCUCCAGCGCUCCAUCCUCACGCCCUUCAGCACCUGGUCGACCUCUCACGCAGGCCGCGUGCGCUCGUCGCGCGCCCAGGUCGACACGGCCCUCACCGCCUGGGAGCGCAAGCGCGCCGCCGUCGAGCAGGCCAAGGCGACCUACGACGACGCGUGCCGCGUCUCGGCCCAGCUCGAAGACGAGUUGAGCUUCUCGCGCGCCCAAGGCGAGCUCGGCAGCCAGAGGGCAAAGCUGCCGCCUCGCCCCGACGAGGUCGACGACACGGGCGCCCCGGCGUCGGCCGCCGCCGCCGCCGCCGCCGCGACGCAGGGCGCGACCGGCGUCAUCUCGGCGCUCGGGAGGGCCUUCUCGACGCGCCGUCCGGUCGCGGCGCCGCGCGGGCACGGUCGCCGCCGAGUGCCCAAGGGCGACGAGUCGGAGAGCGGUGACGACGACGACGACAAGCUGCGCGAGGAGGACGAGGACAAGGUCGGCGCCGGGCAGGGCGUCUUCGACGACGACGACGAGAACGAGGGCUCGGCGGCGCUCAAGGAGGCACGCGACAAGGCGCGCAAGGUGUGGGAGGAGCGUGCGCCCGAGGUCAAGCGCCGCCUCAACAACCUCCUGUCUACCGUCGUCGGCCCGCAGAACCUCGAGGAGCGCCUCGACAAGGCCCUGCGCGAGGUGGCCGCCGCCGAGGACAAGUACAAGGUCGGCGUCGCCGAGCUCGACGCGCUGCGCCUCUCGCUCGAGGAGACGCUCGCGGCCAACUUCAGCUACGUCCAGCGCCUCGAGUCGGACCGCCUGCGGGCCGCCGCGUCGGUCCUCAAGCAAUUCCACGCGUCGAUCGCGGCGCUCCCCAAGCUCAUCGACGGCAGCCUCGAGCGCGUCGGCCAGACGCUCGAGCUCGCCCGGCCCGAGAACGACCUCAAGGGCCUCAUCGAGCGCAGGCGCACCGGCCCUUUCCAGCCGUCGCCCGUCCUGUACACGUCGCACUACUCGGAGCCCGCCCUCGCGACGUUCGGCAUCGACCUGCGCAAGUUUGACGAGACCAACUCGGAGCGUGAGACGAGGCCUGUACCGCCUGUGCUCGAGAUCCUGCUGCGCGAGAUCGAGAAGAAGGGCGAGGGCGCCGAGGACGCUGAACGGCGCAAGGCGUGGCUGUACGAGGUGCCGCUCGGUGCUCAGCACGCGCUCCGCUCGAUCCUCAACAAACCGUCAAUGCUCGCCCUCGACGACUCGGACCUCGCCGCUCUCCUCGCGCCGUUCGACCUCCCCGUCCUGUGCGCGACCGUCAAGCUGUGGCUGCUCGAGCUCGAGAUCCCGGUCGUCACCUACUCGGCGUACGACGAGCUGCGUGCCCUGUACCCGCGUCGGACGGCCGGCGAGGGCGAGGUCGAGGCGGGCAAGGUCGCCGACGUGGUCGGCAAGUUGCCCAAGGUGCACUUCGAGGUCCUCCAUGCCCUCGUCGACCACCUCACGCGCCUCAUCUCGACCACCUCGACGCCCGAGCCCCUCCCAACCUACAUCCACAAACUCUCCUUGUCGCUCUCGCGUCCCCUCCUCCGCCCCAGCGUCGAGACGGCCCUCACCCUCGACGACCGCUUCCCCGCCGUCUUCCUCUCGACGCUCCUCUCGUCCUCGUCCGACCUCUUCGCCGCCGCCGCCGACAUCGCCAAGAAGCACCGCGACGAGCGCUACCGCCCGCGCAGGCAGCGCACCAAGCCGAUCGACCAACGCGUGCGCCGCAGCGCGCUCGGCCUCGGCGCGCAGGAGAGCGUCGACCUCGGCCGGGCCGAGGAGGUCCUCAAGCUGCAGCAGCGGCACAAGGAGGGCGCCGUCGACGCCGCCGCAGCCGGGCUCAGUGUCCAGACCCAGGCGAGCGUGCUCGGCGUGCCGGCGGCGCACCCAGAGCACGAGGGCGCGUUCGCGGCGAGCCCGAUGGCGGCCACGGACGACGAGCUGCUGCCGCCCGCCGUCGUCUCGGCCUCGGACGCCGAUCAGGCCGCCGCAGAAGACGAGCGCGCGGCCAAGCAGGCGUCCGAGGCGCACGAGGCGCACCUCGGCUCGUCGUCGUCGACCCUCGCCGCCGGCGGCGGCGACAGCACCGGCCCGACCGAGGAGGCUUUCGUCCCUCCCUCGGACGGCCCGACCGAGGAGGCCUUCACGCCUCCCUCCUCGUCGGCUCCGGCUGUCGACGCGGCUCCUGCCUCGGCCGCGACCGCCGGCGACUCGCAGGACGAGCCGGCCGUCCCGGCGCUCGGCUCUGCGCCGGCCGCGUCCGUGUCGGGCUCGACCGCCGCGGCCGCCGACGAGCCUCUUUCGAGCUCGUCGUCGCUCAAGCGUGCGUCGGGCACGGGCCGGCUGAGGGGCGCGAGGGCGCCCAGGCCGCCGAGCCAGGUGUCGGCGAGGAUUGCCGCGUUCGAGGGCGACGGCAAAUAGAGGGGCUUGGCUCGGGUCGUCAGGCGGACCUCACGGCAGUGGGCGAUGGCGAGGAGGAGGUGAGGGUGGCAGGGACGGUGCGGGCCGCCGUCUUGUUCGUCGAGGAGCCGCGGCGUCGCGGGCGGCACUCGUCCUCCCUGCUCGCGGCCACUCUCUUUCUUCCGUGUAGUACUUGCAGUGUCAUGCCUUUGUU